Molecule: messenger RNA, 3014 nt
Organism: Acipenser ruthenus (sterlet)
Lineage: Eukaryota; Metazoa; Chordata; Actinopteri; Acipenseriformes; Acipenseridae
Product: pituitary-specific positive transcription factor 1-like
Exons: 6
Coding region: 81-1058 (325 amino acids)
Biological process (GO): regulation of transcription by RNA polymerase II
Molecular function (GO): DNA-binding transcription factor activity, RNA polymerase II-specific; RNA polymerase II cis-regulatory region sequence-specific DNA binding
Source: RefSeq, a predicted model, not a curated record
GCACACUGAGCAAGACGACAGGACAAGUCACAGGGAAGUACCCGUUUGCAGUGCUGUAGAGCUAGCCUGCUUUCUAGGGAAUGGCGUGCCAGGCAUUUGCCACUGCUGACUCCUUCACGGCCCUCGCUGCGGACACCUCUGCCCUGCCACUCAUCAUGCAUCAUGCCAACCCUUCUGAGUGCCUGCCAGUCUCCAACCACUCCACCAAUGUGGUGUCCACAGUCCCCUCUGGCUUGUCUCUGCUGCAGUCAUCGAAGCGCUCCCACAUGCACCUGUCCUCCUCAGCGCUGGGGAACACCUCUGCAGGGCUGCACUACUCAGUCCCGCCCUGUCACUAUGGAAACCAGCAGGCCACCUAUGGCAUGAUGACAGGUGGUCUGACACCAUGCCUCUAUAAAUUUCCUGAGCACACCCUGAGCACCAGCUCCUGUGCGCUGAGUCACAGCUUCACCCCACUGCACCAGUCCCUGCUGGCGGAGGACUCCUGCCUCAGUGACUUUAAGCAGGAGCUCCGGAAGAAGAGUCGAUCUACGGACGAGCCUGUUGAUAUGGACUCACCUGAAAUCAGGGAGCUGGAAAAAUUUGCCAACGAUUUCAAGCUGAGACGGAUCAAACUGGGUUACACUCAAACCAACGUUGGAGAGGCCCUGGCAGCCGUGCACGGUUCAGAGUUCAGCCAAACCACUAUCUGCCGCUUCGAGAACCUCCAGCUGAGUUUCAAAAACGCCUGCAAGCUGAAGUCAAUCCUAGCAAAGUGGCUGGAGGAGGCAGAACAAGCCGGAGCCCUGUUUAAUGAAAAGGUUGGAAUGAAUGAAAGGAAAAGGAAACGCAGAACCACCAUAAGUCUUACUGCCAAGGAUGCUCUGGAGAGGCACUUCAGAGAGAAGAGCAAGCCCUCCUCUCAGGAGAUCGUACGCAUGGCUGAGGGGCUGCACCUGGAGAAGGAGGUGGUCAGGGUUUGGUUCUGCAACCGCCGGCAACGCGAGAAGCGGGUCAAGACCAGCCUGCACCAGAACACUUUCCUGUCCCUCAGCAAGGACCAAGCCUGCUGCAGAUAAGGAGGCCAGCCCUUCAUUAUCUGAACACCAGGAUUGAGGUUCUAAAAUAUACCCUGGCAGCCAGCAUCAGCAAUAUGAUGUCUCUGUAGUUAUGGGUUGAAAGAGGGCUAACCAAUAUGAUGUCUCUGUAAUGGGUUAAAAGAGAGCUAACCAAGAUCCAUGUUCUUAUCCGGUGGGAGAUACUUUGGAAGCGGGUAUGUAUGCUACACGUUUGCAUAUAUCUAGAGAACCACUCGUGCUAUUCUGACAAAACUUUAGCACAAGUUAUAAAUGUAUCAAUGCUGGGUAUAAGACGGCUGUUUUGCAUAUUUCUAGUGAACCAAGAAAAUACCAGUAAUGGUGUUAAAAAUCCAAAGAUAAUUAAAGGAAAUGGAAUUGAAAGAAUUGAUUAGCACUCCUUUAAAAAAUGCCUUUAGCAAUCCCAGAUUGUACUGUAUAGUCAUGUAUAUACACAAGUGGUGGCAGAAGCCAUUUUUACAUUGUUUCAAAUUGCUGUGAGAUGCUAAAAUCUACUCUAAUUGGGAUAUUGAAGAUAGUAAAGGCAUAUGGGCAUUAGUGUACAAAAUCUACAUGUACGCAUGGCCGGCACCAGCGGGGGAAUGGGAGAGUUGGCUGAGGGGGGUUCAGAUCUCAUGCCCCACCUGUUCAGAUUCCACAUUGAGAUUAAAAAAAAAAUCUAUGACAAAUCAUUAAUAAAAGUAAGUUAACUAUAAUAUGUGUUAUUUCUGGAAAAAUGUUAAGGUGAUAUAUCUUUACAAAUUAGUACCAGUAAUACCGCCCAUUAGCAACGCCCUUUUUAGGGUCUCCUUUUCUCACAAUAUGCAACGUCUUCUAAUCUGCACAUUUCGAGGCCGGAGUCGUAUUGCAGCAUAAAUUGUUUAGUGUCAUUUGUGUAUUUGUUUAUUUAUGUAUUUAUUUAUUUAUUUAUUUAUUUAUGCAAGUAAAUUCAACUGGUUAUUUGCAGCUGAUUUGGUAACUAAUAGAAAAAAAACGUGUCAAAGGGAAUCUGACUUAAUUACAAGAGCUUAUACAUUUAUAUAUGCACGAUUGUCCAGUCAGUCGCACGGUAAUAAUAUUUAUUUAUUUAUUUAUUUGUGGUCAUAGUGGAAGUGUAACACUUAAUAGUGGUGUAUGUGUGUUAUUUGACUUGGUUAAACCCCCCCCACCUGGCCUGCGUGUGCGUACUGUAGAUUCUGUUUGUAUACAGUAAGUACCUACCACUAUGCUUUAUAUUAUUGCUGAUUAUAAGCCCUGUCAGGAAUGCCAACAGUCCUGUCCCGAACAGCCUUUACUUUUGUGUUUUGUAUGUUUCAUUAACAGAUGUCUUAACUGUCCUUAGUACUUUAUUUAUUUUUAAUUUAUUAAACCUAAUAAUAAUCCACAGUAAAUUAUUAACAAGCUGCCUUAAUGUGUGUAUUUUGCCAAAAAGAUAGUGUAAAUAAAAGUAUAUUUGAGCUCCAACCAGUUUCUUUGGGCUGAGUUAUUAACAUGUUUCAUUUGAAGUGUUACUGAAGAGGCUGUAGGGUUCAAAACAUAACACAUUACUUUUCCUAGUUUUCUGCUUUGCUGUAAGUUUUCCAGCAAUAUCUUUUUCAACAUAGCCGCUAUUGUUUUUAUAUUUUUUAUUAACAUAUCCCUGGUCAUAAAUCAGUUUCGACCAGUUAUAUUGUUUCACUUUGGUUAUGCUGUGGGUCUUCUGAAUUCAUAACAUCAGCUACUUCAGUCCAACCUGUUCAAUCCGAAACAUUUCAUUUGGUUCCGUGACCGACUCCUUUUCCAAAGUUCAGUAUUUUGAUUGGUUCAUGUGUCCUACCGGCUCAUUCCGGUGUAACGUCAGAAAAUGCAUCCCUUAGAAAAAUGCAUCCCUUGUUCAUAUGAGCAUGCGCAACAGCUCUGUCGGUCAUAUGGGCACGGGCAAGCAAUACCUGUUUCAGUAAUCCCAGCCUCACUCUUUUG